Messenger RNA from Aethalodelphis obliquidens (Pacific white-sided dolphin), 1697 nucleotides. It is a transcript of the gene GFRA1, whose product is annotated as GDNF family receptor alpha 1. The record is from RefSeq and is a predicted model, not a curated record. Gene Ontology annotation, cellular component: external side of plasma membrane; signaling receptor complex. NCBI's taxonomy places the organism in Eukaryota, Metazoa, Chordata, Mammalia, Artiodactyla, Delphinidae. The transcript is spliced from 9 exons. Gene Ontology annotation, molecular function: signaling receptor activity. The coding region runs from base 261 to 1652 and encodes 463 amino acids. Gene Ontology annotation, biological process: nervous system development.
UUCCAGGUUGGGUCGGACCUGAACCUCUAAAAGCGGAACCACCUCCCGCCCUCUAGCCAGCAGCCCGCUCGGAGCUGAGUCGCCGGCGGCGGUAGCGGCGGACGGACCGGGGAGUUUCCUCUCGCAUUGGAUGGAGCUGAACUUUGGGCGGCCAGAGCAGCGCGGCCGUCCGGGAAUCGCUGCGUGCUGAGCUCCCUCGGCGAGACCCAGCGGCAGUUCUGGAUUUUCGGGGGGGCGGGGACCAGCUGCGCGCCGGCACCAUGUUCUUGGCGACCCUGUACUUCGUACUGCCGCUUCUGGACGUGCUCCUGUCGGCCGAGGUCAGCGGCGGGGACCGCCUGGACUGCGUGAAAGCCAGCGAUCAGUGCUUGAAAGAGCAGAGCUGCAGCACCAAGUACCGCACGCUCAGGCAGUGCGUGGCGGGCAAGGAGACCAACUUCAGCUUGACAUCGGGCCUGGAGGCCAAGGACGAGUGCCGCAGCGCCAUGGAGGCCCUCAAACAGAAGUCGCUUUAUAACUGCCGCUGCAAGCGGGGUAUGAAGAAGGAGAAGAACUGUCUGCGCAUCUACUGGAGCAUGUACCAGAGCCUGCAGGGAAAUGAUCUGCUUGAAGAUUCCCCGUAUGAACCAGUUAACAGCAGAUUGUCUGAUAUAUUCCGGGUAGUCCCAUUCAUACCAGUGGAGCACAUCCCGAAAGGGAACAACUGCCUGGACGCCGCCAAGGCCUGCAACCUAGACGACACCUGUAAGAAGUACAGGUCCGCGUACAUCACGCCGUGCACCACCAGCAUGUCCAACGAUGUCUGCAACCGGCGCAAAUGCCACAAGGCCCUCCGGCAGUUCUUCGACAAGGUCCCGGCCAAGCAUAGCUACGGGAUGCUCUUCUGCUCCUGCCGGGACAUCGCCUGCACCGAGAGGAGACGGCAGACCAUCGUGCCGGUGUGCUCCUACGAGGAGAGGGAGAAGCCCAACUGCCUGAAUUUGCAGGACUCCUGCAAGACGAAUUACAUCUGCAGAUCUCGCCUGGCGGAUUUUUUUACCAACUGCCAGCCGGAGUCGAGGUCUGUCAGCAGCUGCCUAAAGGAGAACUACGCUGACUGCCUCCUCGCCUACUCGGGGCUUAUUGGUACAGUCAUGACCCCCAACUACAUAGACUCCAGUAGCCUCAGCGUGGCCCCCUGGUGUGACUGCAACAACAGUGGAAACGACCUGGAGGAGUGCUUGAAAUUUCUGAAUUUCUUCAAGGACAACACGUGUCUUAAAAAUGCAAUUCAAGCCUUUGGCAAUGGCUCAGAUGUGACCGUGUGGCAGCCAGCCCUCCCAGUUCAGACCACCACUGCCACCACCACCACAGCCUUCCGGGUCAAGAACAAGCCCCUGGGGCCAGCAGGCUCUGAGAAUGAAAUCCCCACUCAUGUUUUACCACCUUGUGCAAAUUUACAGGCACAGAAGCUGAAAUCCAAUAUGUCGGGAAGUCCACACCUCUGUCUUUCUGAUCGUGAUUACGAAAAGGAUGGUCUUGCUGGGGCUUCCAGCCACAUAACCACAAAAUCAAUGGCUGCCUCUCCAAGCUGCAGUCUGAGCCCACUGCUGGUCCUGGUGGUAACUGCCCUGUCCACCCUAUUAUCUUUAUCUUUGGCUGACACAUCGUAGCUGCAUUUAAAAAACAAUAUGGACAUGUAAAAAGACAAAAACCAA